This is a messenger RNA of Penicillium brasilianum, 2555 nucleotides long. The record is from the annotation of a GenBank genome assembly. NCBI's taxonomy places the organism in Eukaryota, Fungi, Ascomycota, Eurotiomycetes, Eurotiales, Aspergillaceae.
CCCUGCGCGACCAUUCCUCAUCUUCACCCUCCCCAUCCCCAGCUUCGAGAUAAACUGUGCGUAUUGUUCUGAAAAUCCAUCAACGGACAUUUGCCGUACAGAAGAUCAGCCAACACAGCGGACUGCCGUGCGAGAAGGACUACAAUUCUCAAAACUGCUAUCUGAAAUUCUUCGUACCUACUCUCAUACUCAUCCUCGUCGUACAUUCUGAUCGUCUCUUGAAUCAACCCCCGCUCCACGGGUGUCGUGGCUCUUGGCUUUCAUCAAAGUCAAGAUAAGCUGCCAAGAUGUCGGGCCCCAUCGACCCAGAGGCUAUCUACACCAAACAAGGACGCAUUGGUGGUGGAAGCUUUGGUGAGGUCUACAAAGGUGUCGACAAACGGACUGGUGAGUCCGUUGCCAUCAAGAUCAUCGACGUCGAGAACGCCGAAGAUGAGGUGGACGACAUCAUCCAGGAAAUCGCGAUCCUUUCGGAAUUGAAGUCACCAUAUGUGACAAAGUACCAUGGAUCGUAUUUGAAGGGCUCCCAUCUAUGGAUUGUCAUGGAGUACUGCUCCGGUGGCAGUUGCCAGGGCCUACUGCUGCCCGGGUCAAUUCAUGAGGAGUACAUUGCGAUCAUCCUGCGGGAGCUUCUAAAAGGGCUAGAAUACCUUCACAGUGACCAGAAGCUUCACCGAGAUAUCAAAGCUGCAAAUGUUCUACUCAGCGCGAACGGCCAGGUCAAGCUGGCCGACUUUGGUGUCUCAGGGCAACUCUCGGCCACAAUGACCAAGAAGAAUACUUUUGUUGGAACACCUUUCUGGAUGGCUCCAGAAGUCAUCAAGCAAUCAGGCUAUGACUAUAAGGCGGACAUAUGGUCUCUGGGUAUCACAGCCAUCGAAUUGGCCUGUGGAGACCCUCCAUAUGCAGAAAUCCACCCAAUGAAGGUGCUAUUCUUGAUUCCCAAAAACCCCCCUCCCACGCUCGAAGGUGACUUCAGCAAACCAUUCAAGCAAUUUGUGGAGCUCUGCUUGCGCCGGGACCCUAAGGAACGUCCCUCCGCAAAGGAGUUACUGGAGCAUCCAUUUGUUAAGCGUGCUAAGAGAACCACAUACCUGACAGAGCUUAUUGAACGCGCAGAACGCUGGCAAGCCACACGUCGCGAUCAGGAUGAUGGUCAAGACACGCUUGGGAGAUUUGAAGAGCCAGUGCACGAGAAGCCCAUAGAGAAUGAAGAUCUAUGGGACUUUGGCACCGUACGCCCCGCUGGAAGAGCUGCUGCCCCGCCCCUACAACCACUGAAUGAUUCGGGGGCCAACUCGCGCACUCUGGACACAAACGAGUGGGAUUUAGAUGAUGAGUUUAGCAAGCAGCCUCGCGCACCUCACUCCGUACUGCAGCCGGCCAAAUCUACCAAUCCUGCAGCUGAACUUUCUCCGUCCAAAACUCCCCUUCCUCCAUCCGCACCCUCCUCUCCUUUGAAGCCCGCGCCCUCUCCCCAGCCUGACCUACCAGCCUCACCUACACGCAAACCUCGCCCUCUCCCCAAGCUCACUUUAGCCGAGGAGAAGUCCUCCGCCGGAGGCUACAGCGAGCGGUACACACAGGCAAUCAUGGACCAUUCAACCGAUUCAGGGCGACACAAGCCAUCCCCCUUGGUGGCCGGAUCGCGAUCUCCGAGGCCCCUAAAUCCCACCAAAAAUGCGCUCUCAGGGCCACCUCGCUCCCCCACCGGUCAGGUUGCCAGAAAACCCGCACCCCUCCAGCGCCCGCUUCCGGUUGCUCCUCUGAACCCGGGGCUUCACCGGCCAUCGUCUCAUGCGAGCCUGCAGCAGCAGCCUGGGACGCCGGCUUCUCCGAAACCCACCUCUGGGCUCAAGUCCAAGCUUGCACCAGCCAGACAUGAUGAACGACAAGUGAGGAAGCAAACCCCGACCCCAAGCCCUCACAUGAGUGACCGGGCAAAGCAGCCGCCGAAUGCCCCAGAGGCUGUCGCCGAGAACGAGCGUCCAACUGCAUAUGGCUCUGUGAUUGUUCCCGCUCUCCGUGCCGCGAUGAAUCGACGCGGCCGCCAAUUAGCCCGCCACAAUCCCGCACGAAGCCAGAGUGAUCGGGAGCUGACCCCCGAGGAGGAGAGUGACUGGGAGCGCAGUGUCCAUAUUCAUCGCGGUAUGGAGCAGAUGGCGGAUGACAUCGCCCAAUCGUUCGCCUCCCUUCACCGCUGGGAUACAGAGGCUCCUGUUGAGAUGGGUGGCGGCGUUGAUGCCGUGCUGGACGCUUUCCUCGAGGAAAUUCUGGUACGGCUCCAGCCCAACUCGCUCUGAGCAACUCGCUCGAGAUCUCUUGUUAGAUUCUCCUUCUUGUUAGAUUACGACCUGAUGUCUAUGUACGUGUUUGAUGAGCACUGCGAUGGUGUUGCUGGACAUCGCCAUCUAUUCUGUUUUUAUCUCCGGAUUGUAUCAUUAUCUCGCCGGAUCUUUUUUGCCAUCGCAGCUGCGGUGUUUGUGUCUCGAGGCGUCCUUCUGUUUUUGUCAGUGUAGAUCACAAAUCAAUUCAAAUGUGAAAGCCGAGCCCAU